AUGGCGGCCGCCGACGACGGUCUGAAGAAGUUGGAGUACCUUUCGCUGGUCUCCAAAGUCUGUUCAGAGCUGGAAACGCAUCUAGGGUUUGGGGACAAAGUUCUGGCGGAGUUCAUCACCGAAAUCGGACGGAGUUGUGAGACGGUGGACGAAUUCGACGCCCGAUUGAAGGAGAACGGCGCAGAGAUGCCCGACUAUUUCGUCCGUACACUCCUCACUAUCAUCCACGCAAUCCUCCCUCCGAAGCCGAAGCCGGAGAAGGACGCCUCGAAGAAAGACGGCGCUUCUGAAGGUAAGAAAACCAAGUUUAAGGCUUUGGCUAUUGCUGAUAAUAGAGAUAGAGUUAAGGAGAUUGAUAAGGAAAUUGAGAUGGAGACUAGGGAGAAGCACUCAGGCGGAGAGGAGCGGGACGGAGAGCGUGAAGACGAUAGGCGGAGGGGUAGGGAUAGAUAUAGGGAUGGAGAUAGAGAUAGAGAUAGAGAUAGAGAUAGAGAUCGAGAUCGUGAUAGGCACAGAGGUAGGGAAAGAGAUGGGAGAGGCAGGGGAAGGGAUAGGCAUGAUAGAGACGAGAGGCGUAGAUAUUCACAUUAUAAUGAUGAUGAUGGGGAAAGAGGGAGUCGUGCAGAUCGAUACGAUAAGCCUAAGAGAGAUGGGUACGAAGAGAAUGGAAUUGAAAGAGAAGAUGGUGAUGAUAGGAGAGGUAAUAGGGAUAGGCGGAAUGGUCCUAGUAAGAACCUUUCUGAUGAACCCGAAUUGUACCAGGUGUAUAAGGGUAGGGUUUCGAGAGUGAUGGACACCGGUUGCUUUGUUCAGUUAAAUGAUUUGAGAGGGAAGGAAGGUUUGGUUCAUGUUUCACAGAUGGCAACUCGGCGAAUUAGUAAUGCUAAGGAUGUGGUGAAGAGGGAUCAGGAAGUUUAUGUUAAGGUGAUUUCUGUUUCGGGUCAGAAGUUGAGCCUUUCAAUGAGGGAUGUUGAUCAGCAUUCUGGGAAGGAUUUGCUUCCGUUGAAGAAGAGCUCAGAGGAGGAUGCUCAUAGGACCAACAAGUCGGUGUCCAGAGACGGACCUGUGACUAGGACUGGUCUUUCUGGGAUUAGGAUUGUGGAAGAGGAUGAUGUUGGUCCAUCGCGCCGGCCAUUGAAGCGAAUGAGCUCACCUGAGAAGUGGGAAGCCAAACAGUUAAUUGCCUCAGGUGUUUUGGGUGUGACAGAGUACCCAAUGUAUGAUGAUGAAGCAGAUGGGAUGCUAUAUCAAGAAGAGGGAGCUGAGGAAGAGCUUGAGAUUGAGAUCAAUGAGGAUGAGCCGGCCUUUUUAAAUGGGCAGACCAGGUAUUCUGUGGAUAUGUCCCCUGUAAAAAUCUUUAAGAAUCCAGAAGGGUCUUUGAGUCGUGCAGCUGCACUUCAGUCUGCACUCAUUAAGGAGCGUAGAGAAGUGCGAGAGCAGCAGCAAAGAACCAUGUUGGAUUCCAUCCCAAAGGAUCUGAAUCGUCCCUGGGAAGAUCCAAUGCCAGAGACUGGUGAGAGACAUCUUGCCCAGGAGCUUAGAGGUGUUGGUUUGUCUGCAUAUGAUAUGCCCGAGUGGAAGAAGGAUGCUUUUGGGAAAACCAUCAGCUUUGGGCAGAGGUCUAAGCUAUCAAUUCAGGAACAGAGGCAGAGCUUGCCUAUAUACAAGCUGAAGAAAGAAUUGGUUCAGGCGGUGAAUGAGAAUCAAGUGCUCGUUGUCAUUGGUGAGACUGGUUCUGGUAAGACAACCCAGGUAACACAGUAUCUUGCAGAAGCGGGUUACACGACAAAGGGAAAGAUUGGAUGUACACAGCCCCGUAGGGUUGCUGCGAUGUCUGUAGCCAAGAGGGUGGCUGAAGAGUUUGGUUGUCGUUUGGGGGAGGAAGUUGGAUAUGCUAUUCGUUUUGAGGAUUGCACUGGACCAGAUACUGUCAUAAAGUACAUGACCGAUGGUAUGCUUCUUAGGGAGAUUUUGAUUGAUGAGAACCUUUCCCAAUACUCUGUGGUCAUGCUUGAUGAAGCUCAUGAAAGGACAAUCCACACAGAUGUUCUUUUUGGAUUACUGAAGAAGCUUCUGAUCCGGAGACCAGAUCUUCGUUUGAUUGUCACCUCUGCUACUUUGGAUGCAGAGAAGUUUUCAGGUUAUUUCUUCGACUGUAACAUAUUUACUAUCCCCGGGAGAACUUUUCCUGUCGAGAUACUCUACACCAAGCAGCCAGAAAGUGACUACCUUGAUGCAUCUCUAAUUACUGUCCUACAAAUCCACUUAACAGAACCUGAAGGUGACAUCCUUCUUUUCUUGACUGGACAAGAAGAGAUUGAUUUUGCAUGCCAGUCUCUUUAUGAGAGGAUGAAGGGUCUUGGUAAAAAUGUUCCUGAGUUAAUUAUUCUACCAGUAUAUAGUGCCCUUCCUAGUGAAAUGCAGUCAAGGAUAUUUGAUCCUGCCCCGCCAGGGAAGAGGAAAGUGGUUGUGGCUACUAAUAUUGCUGAAGCAUCACUGACUAUUGAUGGGAUAUUUUAUGUCAUUGAUCCUGGAUUUGCAAAGCAAAAUGUUUAUAACCCAAAGCAGGGGCUGGAUUCGCUUGUCAUUACUCCAAUAUCACAAGCAUCAGCCAAGCAACGAGCUGGGCGUGCUGGACGCACAGGGCCUGGGAAAUGUUACCGCCUCUACACUGAGAGUGCAUACCGUAAUGAGAUGUCCCCUACUUCAAUUCCAGAAAUCCAGAGGAUAAAUCUUGGGAUGACUACACUUACGAUGAAAGCCAUGGGGAUAAAUGAUCUCCUGUCUUUUGAUUUUAUGGAUCCUCCUUCACCGCAAGCACUCAUUUCUGCCAUGGAACAACUGUACAGUUUGGGAGCACUGGACGAGGAGGGGCUGCUGACCAAAUUGGGUAGGAAGAUGGCUGAGUUUCCUCUUGAUCCACCUUUAUCUAAGAUGCUACUCGCUAGUGUAGACCUUGGAUGUAGUGAUGAGAUCUUGACCAUCAUUGCAAUGAUUCAGACAGGCAAUAUCUUUUACAGGCCUAGGGAAAAACAAGCCCAGGCUGAUCAGAAGAGAGCUAAGUUUUUCCAGCCAGAGGGAGACCAUCUGACUUUACUUGCAGUCUAUGAGGCUUGGAAAGCUAAGAAUUUCUCAGGUCCAUGGUGUUUUGAGAACUUUGUUCAGUCUCGAUCCUUGAGGAGGGCACAGGAUGUCAGAAAACAACUUCUGAGCAUCAUGGACAAGUAUAAAUUGGACGUGGUCAGUGCAGGAAAGAAUUUUACAAAGAUCAGGAAGGCAAUUACAGCAGGUUUCUUCUUCCAUGGUGCUAGAAAGGACCCGCAGGAGGGUUAUAGAACCCUUGUCGAGAACCAGCCAGUUUAUAUCCACCCAAGCAGUGCUCUCUUCCAGAGACAACCAGAUUGGGUCAUCUACCACGAGCUGGUUAUGACUACAAAGGAGUACAUGCGUGAGGUGACGGUCGUUGACCCCAAAUGGCUAGUAGAACUGGCACCAAGGUUCUUCAAAGUAUCAGAUCCCACAAAGAUGAGUAAGCGCAAGCGUCAGGAACGAAUUGAACCCUUAUAUGACAGAUACCAUGAACCUAACUCUUGGCGUCUUAGUAAGCGUCGUGCUUGAUAUGUGUUUCAUAUGCUCCAUCAGCAUGAACUCGGUCGUGGACUUGCAUUGAUUUUGCAUCAGAGUGUACUCUGUAUAUAUCUUGUAAUUCCUCAACGUAAUUUUUUUAACAUCGAGGACGAGGACCGUGAAUGGUAAUUAUGGAGAAUGUUGCUCUACAAGUUUAGUAUAUGUGUCUUGUAGCUGAAUUUUGAAUGUUGAGGUCUGUUCGACUGUUUCUGCUCACACUCAUGAAUUUUGAUGUACCAUUUAUUUUCUUAAUGUUCAACUUGUGUCUUCCCUA
This is a messenger RNA of Pyrus x bretschneideri (Chinese white pear), 3901 nucleotides long. RefSeq names its product probable pre-mRNA-splicing factor ATP-dependent RNA helicase DEAH5. Gene Ontology annotation, cellular component: intracellular anatomical structure; catalytic step 2 spliceosome. Gene Ontology annotation, molecular function: RNA binding; ATP binding; RNA helicase activity. Bases 1 to 3618 code for a protein of 1205 amino acids. The transcript is spliced from 2 exons. NCBI's taxonomy places the organism in Eukaryota, Viridiplantae, Streptophyta, Magnoliopsida, Rosales, Rosaceae. Gene Ontology annotation, biological process: mRNA splicing, via spliceosome; spliceosomal complex disassembly. The record is from RefSeq and is a predicted model, not a curated record.